Messenger RNA from Xiphias gladius (swordfish), 6424 nucleotides. It is a transcript of the gene igf1ra, whose product is annotated as insulin-like growth factor 1a receptor. Gene Ontology annotation, biological process: positive regulation of kinase activity; multicellular organism development; glucose homeostasis. Gene Ontology annotation, cellular component: axon; insulin receptor complex; membrane. The record is from RefSeq and is a predicted model, not a curated record. Bases 55 to 4320 code for a protein of 1421 amino acids. Gene Ontology annotation, molecular function: ATP binding; phosphatidylinositol 3-kinase binding; insulin receptor activity. The transcript is spliced from 22 exons. Lineage: Eukaryota; Metazoa; Chordata; Actinopteri; Istiophoriformes; Xiphiidae.
UGCCCCGGGAAGACUUCCCCCGCACAGCUCACGUUUGAUGACUUUAUAGCGCAAAUGAGAAUGAUGUUCAGGAACAUGGGAUCUGACUCACCGAUGGGUAGCCCGACCUUGUUUUGGGGUCUGAUGCUGUCUGUCUACUCUAUCUGCAUAUGGUCCACAUAUGGAGAGAUUUGUGGUCCGAGUAUCGACAUCCGAAAUGAGAUCAGUGAGUUCAAGCGGUUGGAGAACUGUACGGUAGUGGAGGGCUACCUGCAGAUCCUCCUCAUCAAUGACAAGACCAACAACAUCCACCAGGAGGUCUUCCGCUCCCUCAGCUUCCCCAAGCUGACCGUCAUCACCGACUACCUGCUGCUGUUUCGCGUCUCGGGCUUGGACAGCCUCAGCAUGCUCUUCCCCAACCUGAGUGUCAUCCGCGGCCGCAAUCUCUUCUACAACUACGCCCUUGUGAUUUAUGAAAUGACCAGCCUGAAGGACAUCGGCCUGUACAACCUGAGGAACAUCACUCGGGGAGCCAUGAGGAUUGAGAAGAACCCUGAGCUCUGCUACCUGGACUCAGUGGACUGGUCUCUUAUUAUGGAUGCUGAGUUCAACAACGUUAUCAAUGGAAAUAAGAAGGCAAAGGAGUGUGACAAUGUCUGUCCUGGCAUCAUGGAGGAUAACCCUCUUUGUCAGAGGACGUCAUUCAAUGACAACUACGACUACCGCUGCUGGACUUCUAACCAGUGCCAGAAAGUAUGCCCACAACACUGCAGACUUGCCUGUACAGACAAGGGGGAGUGUUGCCACAGCCAGUGCCUGGGCGGCUGUACUGAACCCAACGACGACAUGGCCUGCUCCGCCUGCCUCCACUAUUUCCAUGAGGACCGCUGUGUGCCAGACUGCCCCAAAGACACUUACAAGUUUGAGGGCUGGCGCUGCAUCACCAAGGACCUGUGCUCUCAAGUGCACCUGCCCGGUGACACUCACUUUGUCAUCCAUGGGGGAGAAUGUAUGCCCGACUGCCCCUCCGGCUUCACACGCAAUGAGACCAAUCGCAUGUUUUGCAGUGCCUGCAAUGGCCUGUGUGACAAGGUCUGCACGUCCAUUGUCAUCGACUCUGUGGAUGCUGCUCAGUCCCUGAAGGACUGCACUGUCAUCGAGGGCAAUCUGGACAUCAACAUUCGCCGUGGAAAUAACAUAUCGUCUGAGCUGGAGAGCUUCAUGGGAUUGAUCCAGACAGUGACAGGCUAUGUGAAAAUUCGACACUCCGACGCACUUGGCUCGCUGACCUUCCUCAAGAGCCUGCGUUACAUCAAUGGGCAGGAACUCAUCGACAACAUGUAUUCGUUCUCCGUCAUCAACAACCAGCACUUGCAGUACCUGUGGGACUGGAGUCAGCACAACCUGACUAUUCGGGCUGGACGUCUCUUCUUCCGUCGGAACCCCAAGCUCUGCAUGUCUGAGAUCCACACAAUGUGGGAUAAGACGGGAAUAACUGUGAAGCCAGAGGAAGGUGACUUCCGUGACAACGGGGAAAGAGCCAGCUGUGAAAGCCACACAUUGACGUUCAAGUCUAAUGUCACAUCAAGCCAUAUGAUCAGGCUGACAUGGGAGCACUACCGGCCGCAACUCUACGGAGACCUUAUCAGCUUCAUAGUCUACUACAAGGAGUCCCCUUUCCAGAAAAUCACAGAGUUUGACGGCCAGGAUGGCUGUGGCUCAAACAGCUGGCACAUGGUGGAUGUGGAUCUUCCUCAGGAUAAAAACACUGACCCAAAAGUCAGCCUUCAACACCUCAAGCCCUGGACCCAGUAUGCUAUUUUUGUGAAGGCCAUUACCCUGCAGGUGGAGGACAAACACAUUACUGGGGCAAAGAGUGAUAUAAUCUACAUUCGCACACGCCCAUCGCUGCCAUCUGUGCCUAAAGAUGCCCGUGCAUAUGCCAACUCCUCAACUAAGCUGGUGGUGAGGUGGUCACCCCCAGUCUUUCCCAACGGCAAUCUGACCUACUACCUGGUCCGCUGGCAGCAGCAGCCUGAGGACAGGGAGCUCUACCAACAUAACUACUGCUCCAAAGAGCUGAAAAUCCCAAUCCGGAUCCCAGCGACAGGGCUCACAGACAUGGACGAGAACACCAAGCCCACCAAGUCAGACCUGGCAGGGGCAGAGAAGGGCCCAUGCUGUGCUUGCCAGAAGACGCCCGAGGAGAAGGAUCGGGAGAAGGAUGAUCGCGUCUUUUUUAAAGUUUUCGAGAACUUCCUUCACAAUGCCAUCUUUCUGCCGAGACCUCCAGACCGUCGACGCAGAGAUGUUUUUGGUGUGGCUAACAACACACUGUUUCAUGAGGGUGUUGGUAGGGGGAACACCACCCUCGGUCCAGGGGAUAACAGUACAGAUGGCAUUCCUCCUAUCAAAGAGUACGCCUUCUCAGAGGACAAGAGCACAGCAGAAUAUUUAGAGAUCCCCAACCUGCGGCCCUUCACAGUCUACCGCAUUGACAUCCAUGCCUGCAAUGAGGAGGUGGGGCACUGCAGCGCUGGAGCAUUUGUCUUCUCCAGGACCAAACCUGCAGUCAAAGCAGACGACAUCCCUGGGAAGGUGAUCUAUGAGAGGAGUGACAAGGCUGAGGGUUGUGUGGUGCUGCACUGGCCGGAGCCCAUCAUGCCCAACGGACUCAUCCUGAUGUAUGAGAUCAAGUUCCAUCUGGGGAGUGAGCCCGAGAAACAUGAGUGUGUGUCACGCCAGCAAUACCGUGAGCACAGAGGAGCUCGGCUGACCAACCUGGGUUCAGGAAACUACUCUGCCCGUGUGCGCGCCACUUCUCUAGCAGGGAACGGCUCCUGGACGGAGAGUGUGUCCUUCUACGUGCCUCCACCCAAACGAGACGAUGGUGUUACAUUCUAUUUGGUCAUCAUAAUUCCCAUCAUAGUGACACUUUUCAUUGCCAGCCUCACCACGAUUCUCUUCUUUGUGAACAAAAAGAGGAAUAGGGACAGGUUGGGUAAUGGAGUCCUUUAUGCAUCUGUCAACCCAGAGUACUUCAGUGCUGCUGAGAUGUACGUUCCAGAUGAGUGGGAGGUGGCCAGGGAGAAGAUCACUAUGCACAAGGAACUGGGCCAGGGCUCCUUCGGUAUGGUGUACGAAGGCAUUGCCAAGGGGGUGGUCAAGGACGAACCUGAGACACGAGUGGCUAUCAAGACGGUCAAUGAGUCGGCCAGCAUGAGGGAGCGCAUUGAGUUUUUGAACGAGGCCUCUGUCAUGAAAGAGUUCAACUGUCACCAUGUGGUGCGGCUGCUGGGUGUGGUUUCACAGGGACAGCCAACUCUGGUGAUUAUGGAGCUGAUGACCCGUGGAGAUCUCAAGAGCCACCUGCGCUCUCUGCGCAAAGAAAAUGCCACCAGCCAGGUCCUACCCCCGCUCAAAAAGAUGAUCCAGAUGGCAGGGGAAAUCGCUGAUGGCAUGGCGUACCUAAAUGCCAACAAAUUUGUCCACAGAGAUCUCGCUGCCAGGAACUGCAUGGUAGCGGAGGACUUCACUGUAAAGAUUGGAGAUUUUGGCAUGACCAGAGAUAUUUAUGAGACGGAUUACUACCGAAAAGGAGGAAAGGGCUUGCUGCCUGUCCGCUGGAUGUCUCCAGAGUCGCUGAAAGAUGGCGUGUUCACUACAAUGUCUGAUGUCUGGUCAUUCGGUGUCGUGCUGUGGGAGAUCGCCACCUUAGCAGAACAGCCUUACCAGGGCAUGUCCAAUGAACAAGUGCUGCGCUUCGUCAUGGAGGGAGGACUCUUGGACAAACCUGACAACUGCCCUGACAUGCUGUUUGAGCUGAUGAGGAUGUGCUGGCAGUAUAACCCCAAGAUGCGUCCGUCCUUCCUGGAGAUCAUCAGCAGCAUCAAAGAUGAACUGGAUCCUCCCUUCAGGGAAAUGAGCUUCUUCUACAGUGAGGAGAACAAGCCGCCAGACACAGAGGAGUUGGACAUGGAUGUAGAAAACAUGGAGAACAUUCCACUGGACCCUGUAUCCACCAGGCAGCCCUCAGCGGCCGCCGCCCCCUCGUCGGGGUGUACAGGAGGCACGCCGCCUCCUUCUACCCAGCAGUUGUCCCCCAUCCAAGGCCCGAGCACUCCAUUGCUGGGACCUGUGUCUCCCUCCUCCCCGGGCCCGGUUGCCUCAGCCUUGGCGUCUCCAGGCCAAGCCUUGGACAAGCACUCAGGACAUGUUUCGGCCAACGGGCCUGUGGUGGUGCUGCGGCCCAACUUUGACGAGAUGCAACCCUACGCACACAUGAAUGGGGGCAGAAAGAACGAACGGGCGUUACCACUGCCCCAGUCGUCGGCCUGCUGAUAUCAGACCAGCCCUUCCUCCUCGUUCUCUUACACAGGGUAACACAAACCUCUCCUCCAUCUCUUAAGGAGGGAUGGAUGAGGUAAGGCAUGACUUUCUUCUACUGCGUGCCAGUAGAUGGCCUCUCCACUCCUUUAAGGUCAAACAUAAACUCUAAAAACUGAAAAAUAACACAGAAACCUGCUAAAGCAUUUGGAUUUUGGUGGCUCAGACUCGACACUGGGGAACUUCUUCCUGUGCAGCCUGUAUUUCAGUCAUUGUUGCGUAUGUCCUUCAAGUAGGAAAACAAUACAGGCAUAUGUAUCCGGACUUUACAGAUUUAGACAUGAACAUUAAGAAAAUCCUUUUUUAGCAUAUCUGCCAGCAAAUCCAACAGAAGAGCACUUUUUUCCCUGAUGCUUUCAGAGAGGAUGUUGUGGAUAUCAGUGUGUGUAUUUACACAAACACGAUUCUCUCUAUAAUACGGUAUAACUCGAUUUCUAAAAUGACUUUACAUCAAAAUGACUUUGUUUCCAUGAGCAGACUGGCUCAUGUCACGUGAGGAUGCCUCAAUUAGAAAGUUUGGACUAAGGUAAUUUUUUCAUUUUCCUCUUGAAAUUUCUGUGGGCGUAGAUUCCCGGCAGGAGUGGGUCGAAAUGGAAGAGGAGGGCCUAUUUUGUAUCUGCCAAACUGUUGCCAAAUCAAGCUUUUCCCCCCAAUUUCAUGCAGGUCUCCCUUCUUGUUUAAGGCUGUGAUUCAGAGUUUUGAUAAGUUUGUCUGGGAAAUAAUACCAAAAUUGUUUGGUGUGUGUGUGUGUGUGUGUGUGUGUGUGUGUGUGUGUGUGUGUGUGCGCGCGCAUAUAACAGGACCGAAAACAGUGUUACUGUGGCGAUGUGCUGCAUUCACACCUGCAGUCAAAGUUUUCUCAGAAUAUGCAGCGUCUGCGCUGGGGAUGGAGUAAAUCCAGCAAGGCUUGUGAAGAGAAACAAAACACUAAAUAAGUGAACUGCACAGAGAGAAGCCAGUAUGAAAGCAAGACUGAGUUUGUUUCAUUCAGGAUUUCAAAUGUCGAAGCAAAGGCGUCUUUAAUACAAUUUUAAGUUGAUGUUUUUUCAAUCGACACUAACAGUAUGAAUUCUUAAAUAAUAGAUAAUAACCGAUUUAGUAGUUAAGUAACCACUAGCAUUAUGAUACAAUUAAAUGAUGGCAACAAGAUUCUUAGAUAUACAAAUCUACAAAGAGAUAAGUUGCUUUUUGAGAAAAAAUACCCAACUUUCAUUAGUUCCAGGUCCUCAAAUGUGAGGUUUUGCAACUUUUUUUGUCCUGUGUGAUAGUAAACUGGGUAUGUCAGGGUUUUUGACUGUCGGUCAGACGAAAGCAGAAAUUUGAAGAUAUCCCCUCGAACAAUCUUCACUAUUUUUCAUAUACCAAAUCCAAAACAAUUGGUAGAUUAAUUGAUAACGAAAAAAAAUCAUUCUUUGCGGCCCCGUAUUUUCAUAUAAUUACAUCUGUAAAGCCUGCAUGCUGCUACCGUUCAUCGCUUUCGUCAUUCGAACAUCUGAGGGAAGUGCACAUGUGACUUGAGUCAGCAAACUCUGAAUCACAGCCUCCGUCUGUCAGCAUCAGACGUCCCACACUGCAAAAACACUGAACUUCACAACCAAGGGAUACGACUCUGCUGCCUCCACUUUCAUUUAUUCAAAGCUUAUCUAACAUUUUUUUGAGUGUGGAUUUCAUGUCGGAGUUGAUACUGCUAUUCAAAUUAAAUGGCACCAAAUACACCACCACAAAAAAACUGAGUCUAAGACUUGAGACAGAAAAUGAGAAGGUGUUGGAUCAGUAAAGAUUUUAGUAGCCUAGAGACAACUUUUAAGUCACAGCAGGUCUCUUUUAGAAUAGUCAUUAGUUUCUCUACAUUUCAAACACAUAUAAAGGUCUUACAGUUGUAUUUUAGACUGCAGGAUCGUUUUUAUACACAUCAUUGGUUUUGUCACUUUUUUAAACCUUUUUACGGUUCAAAAUGUUUGCCUCUAUGUCUGUACAGAACAAAGCUGCUAUUUUAUUCUUUUUCUCUUUUGGAUGUUAUAUAUAAAGGAAUCCUUCAGGUUUGGUAUUUUAUGGUCUC